This is a messenger RNA of Gorilla gorilla gorilla (western lowland gorilla), 669 nucleotides long. Its product is annotated as poly(rC)-binding protein 2-like. Lineage: Eukaryota; Metazoa; Chordata; Mammalia; Primates; Hominidae. The transcript has a single exon. Gene Ontology annotation, molecular function: RNA binding. The coding region runs from base 142 to 537 and encodes 131 amino acids. The record is from RefSeq and is a predicted model, not a curated record.
CCCGGCCUCCCGCCCUUCCCCUUGCAGCCCAUUCCCCUUUUCCCCUCAGUCGCCUCGCGCCAGCAGUUUUUGGCUUUCACCCCCCAUCAGUGACCAAAGACUUGACCACUCAAAGUCCAGCUCCCCAGAACACUGCUCGACAUGGAAACCAGUGUGAUUGAAGGUGGAUUAAAUAUCACUCUCACCAUCCGACUACUUAUGCAUGGAAAGGAAGUUGGCAGUAUCAUCGGAAAGAAAGGAGAAUCAGUUAAGAAGAUGCGCAAGGAGAGUGGUGCACGUAUCAACAUCUCAGAAGGGAAUUGUCCUGAGAGAAUUAUCACUUUUGCUGGACCCGCUAAUGCCGUCUUCAAAGGCUUUGCUAUGAUCAUUGACAAACUGGAAGAGGACAUAAGCAGCUCUAUGACCAGUAGCACAGCUGCCAGUAGACCCCCAGUCACCCUGAGGCUGGUGGUCCCUGCUAGUCAGUGUGGCUCUCUCAUUGGAAAAGGUGGUUGCAAGAUCAAGGAAAUACGAGAGAGUACAGGGGCUCAGGUCUAGGUGGCAGGGGAUAUGCUACCCAACUCAACUGAGCAGGCCAUCACUAUUGCUGGCAUUCCGCAAUCCAUCAUUGAGUGUGUCAAACAGAUCUGUGUGGUCAUGUUGGAGUACCCCCCGAAGGGCGUGACCAUC